Molecule: messenger RNA, 2128 nt
Organism: Scomber japonicus (chub mackerel)
Lineage: Eukaryota; Metazoa; Chordata; Actinopteri; Scombriformes; Scombridae
Gene: cnot2
Product: CCR4-NOT transcription complex, subunit 2
Exons: 15
Coding region: 67-1638 (523 amino acids)
Biological process (GO): nuclear-transcribed mRNA poly(A) tail shortening; regulation of stem cell population maintenance; regulation of DNA-templated transcription
Cellular component (GO): P-body; CCR4-NOT core complex
Source: RefSeq, a predicted model, not a curated record
UUGAGAGUACACACAGCCAUCUUGGAUCUAACGAAGAGAAGGGAAAUUGAUGCGGUGACGAAAGGCAUGUUUGGUGCUAGAAAGAAAUUUGUAGAGUUCGUCGAGGUAGUCGAUAACGACUUUCCUGAUGAAAACAUGUACUACAACCAGCCGUCGAUGUUCCCACAUCGGUCGGACAAAGAUAUGCUGUCUUCUCCCUCACCAUCAUCAUCAGGUCAGCUGUCGCAGCUUGGUGCAAGUUUGUACGGUCCACAAAGUGCACUCGGCUUUUCGGUAAGGGGCAUGGGGAACAAUACACCUCAGUUAAACCGAAAUUUAACGCAAGGCACCCAGCUACCAAGUCAUAUCACCCCCACAACAGGGGUCCCCACCAUGUCCCUCCAUACCCCUCCAUCACCAAGCAGGGCGACCUUGCCGAUGAACACAAGGAACAUGCUGAACCACUCUCAGGUCGGUCAAGGUAUUGGUAUGAGUGGCAGGACCAAUAGUAUGGGCAGCUCGGGGCUGGGCAGCCCUAACCGCAGCUCGCCCAGUAUAAUCUGUAUGCCCAAACAGCAACCAGCACGCCAGCCGUUCACCAUAAACAGCAUGUCAGGAUUUGGAAUGAACCGCAAUCAGGCUUUUGGGAUGAACAACUCAUUAUCAAGCAACAUCUUCAAUGGCACAGAUGGGAGUGAAAAUGUAACGGGACUGGAUCUGUCAGACUUCCCUGCAUUAGCAGACAGGAGUCGGAGAGAAGGGACCGGAAACCCAACACCGGUGCUCAACCCACUGGCUGGAAGGGCUCCUUAUGUUGGCAUGGUGACGAAGCCAUCUACUGAACAAACACAAGAUUUCUCAAUCCACAAUGAGGACUUCCCUGCACUGCCUGGCCCAAACUAUAAGGACCCUACGUUGAACAACGAUGACAGCAAAACUAACUUGAACUCCACAAGCAAGAGCACAUCCAAUGCAGAUGGGCCCAAGUUCCCUGGAGACAAGACGGCCUCAGCACAGAACAACAAUCAGAAGAAAGGGAUCCAGGUGUUGCCCGAUGGCCGGGUGACAAAUAUUCCCUCAGGAAUGGUGACAGACCAAUUCGGCAUGAUUGGCCUUCUGACGUUUAUCCGGGCAGCAGAGACAGAUCCGGGGAUGGUCCAUCUGGCGCUAGGAAGUGACCUCACGACACUGGGACUCAACUUAAACUCACCAGAAAACCUGUACCCCAAGUUCGCCUCUCCCUGGGCUUCAGCACCUUGUCGACCGCAGGACAUUGACUUUCAUGUUCCAUCGGAGUACUUAACCAACAUCCACAUAAGGGACAAGCUGGCUGCAAUUAAACUGGCACGAUACGGUGAAGACCUGCUGUUCUACCUGUACUACAUGAAUGGUGGAGACUUACUACAGCUUCUGGCAGCAGUAGAGCUCUUUAACCGGGACUGGCGGUAUCACAAAGAGGAGCGGGUUUGGAUCACAAGGGCGCCUGGCAUGGAGCCUACACUGAAGACCAACACCUACGAGAGGGGAACCUACUACUUCUUUGAUUGUCUUAACUGGAGGAAAGUAGCCAAGGAGUUUCAUCUGGAGUAUGAUAAGCUGGAAGAGAGGCCUCAUGUGCCAACAACGUUCAACUACAACCCAGCCCAGCAGGCCUUCUAAGGCCCGACCAGUCCAAAGGCCACAGCUGUUCCUGCACACAACGCUGUUGUCCAGGGAGUGCGCUGUGGUUCACACAGCUUGGUUUUUAUUCCUCGAGGAUUUGGCUAUUUGACUGCGGGGGGUCGUCGCCACCAUCAAAACUGCCCUGCCUUUCCAAAUUACAUGCUGCCCAAAACACCAACACUUGUUCUGUUUUUAUUCUUUAUGUUCCUCCUGUUUUUUUUUUGUCUUGUUUCCAGCAGGGUCUGUGUUAUGUUUACGUCUCUGAAUCUGAAGUCUGUUUUCUCCCGGAGGAGGACUCACCUUGUGGCACAGGACAGUGACAGAACAAGGGUUACGCCUCAUAUUUACAAGUGUUAAGAACAGAAAACAGGCGGGGAGUUAACAUCCUCAGACGCAAGUGAAAGGGUGAAAGAAAUGCAAUGUUUAUUGUUGCACUAUAUUUAGUAAUAAAAGAACACAAAAUUUGUUUGUGCUUUUUCAUGUGAAA